UGUUCCAAACGGAGGAAAAGGCCAUGAAACAUUUAGCAUCCCACGGCGUUUUCGACACAGGAUCUAGUUACGUGUGCCAUCUAUGUCGAAGUUUCUUUCCGACAUCUUUGAAACUCCAAGUCCAUGUCAUAGAACAUAAUUUUUUCGGUUCGGGCCAGUUCAGAUGUUACAUUUGCAGUACCAUUUUUACCACAGCUUCGGGUCUACUAUCCCAUAUGAUAAAACACGGCUCGAACGCUAAACCUUACGAGUGUCCGCAAUGUCAGAUGAAAUUUUUCUUUCAAACCGAACUGGAUAAUCAUCGCGACGACCAUUUGGCAUCCAUACAUCACAAGAAUUACCAAACUAUCUCAUUCUCACCGAAUUCCAACGAACCAAGCGAAUUGACAUCGAACAAACAACAGCAUUGCCAAUGUUACGAGUAUCCCUGGUCGCCAUCGGCUUCCGAAAAACAUUUACAACAUUGUCCGCUAAAGAUCACCGUCAAGAAAGAAUAUAGGUCUAGCGUUUCGCCAAAAAACGAGCUCAGUUUGAAAAAAGAAAACGGAGAUGCAAGCACUUCUACACCUUCGGAUGUUGAACGAUGAGAAACCAAAAUAAAAAAGUGAACACGUUGAUGGUUAAAAUAAUAUAUAAUCAUUUUGGACGCUUCCGUCCCAAAUGGUGCAUAACAAAUCGGGCUUUUUGAUGCCAAAUUUACGUAAAGUGUAAAUAUCGGACUUAUUAUUAUUAUUAUUAAUGAAGGCGUUGUAAUUUAGGUGAUAGUUGUUUUUGUUAAAUACAUGCCUAUAGAUAAUUCGUUAUCACUUCAGUGUAUUACUGCGCGUUUUUCAUACUAUUUUAUUUGUUUGUAUAGUUAAUAAUUCUGUUACCUUACUUAAUAUUUAGAAACGAAGCGAGGUAAACUAUGGACUGAAAAAAAAAGUAUUUUUUCUUUCCACAGUUUGUCCUGGGUCCAUGUAAAACAGCCUACAUAUGUAUAAUGAAUGGUACACAGUACUAAAGACUGUUCUUUUUGCUAUUGUUAGCAAUCAAUUAGAUUAGGUGUGAAUAUUGUGAUAUUACCCAUUAGUUAAAAUUAUUUGUAACUGUUGUAAGUUUCAGUUGUUCUAAAGCAUUUUUCUUGUUGCCUAGUUGCUCAUUUACGUAAGAAAAUAAUGCUGCAAUAAAUAGCGUAUAAAAUUUCUUUUUCGUCUGUAAAAGUAUAAACCAUAGGCAUUACAAUAGUAAGCGACCAUCCAAAUUAAAAGUAGUUGAAACAUUACCUAUAUUUUAUAAAUAAUGAACAAUUUACUAGAUUAUAAAUGAAUCGUUAAAUGCUACUGUUUUUGUUAUUUUUCACAAACAACAUUUAAUCAUUUGUGAGUUCUAUUUUAAAUAUUAAAAAAAAAAUGUAUAAUUCUCAAAUACUAAUCAAGUACAAUUCUAAUUUGUAAAUGUUGAAUAAAAUUUCACACAUCA
Messenger RNA from Agrilus planipennis (emerald ash borer), 1461 nucleotides. Its product is annotated as zinc finger and BTB domain-containing protein 24-like. Bases 24 to 587 code for a protein of 187 amino acids. The transcript is spliced from 2 exons. NCBI's taxonomy places the organism in Eukaryota, Metazoa, Arthropoda, Insecta, Coleoptera, Buprestidae. Gene Ontology annotation, cellular component: nucleus. Gene Ontology annotation, biological process: regulation of transcription by RNA polymerase II. Gene Ontology annotation, molecular function: RNA polymerase II transcription regulatory region sequence-specific DNA binding; DNA-binding transcription factor activity, RNA polymerase II-specific. The record is from RefSeq and is a predicted model, not a curated record.